AUGUCUAGCUAUGAAGAAAUCUAUUUAGGAUCUGCCAACCAACUCACCCCUCUUGACACCAUAAGCUACUAUGGCAGCUAUUACAGAGGUCUGGGCUAUGGCUGUGGAGGCUUUGGUGGCCUAGGCUAUGGCUAUGGCUGUGGAUGUGGCAGCUUCCACAGACUGGGCUAUGGCUGUGGCUAUGGAGGCUAUGGAUAUGGCUCUGGCUUUGGAGGCUAUGGAUAUGGCUGCUGCCACCCAUCAUGCUAUGGAGGAUAUGGAUUCUCAAUUUUACUGAAAUCCUACCCUAAGGACACAAUAUCAGAGGUCAUAAGAAGAUCAUUCAAAUUAACCAAAUAUUGA
Messenger RNA from Pongo pygmaeus (Bornean orangutan), 342 nucleotides. RefSeq names its product keratin-associated protein 19-4. The record is from RefSeq and is a predicted model, not a curated record. NCBI's taxonomy places the organism in Eukaryota, Metazoa, Chordata, Mammalia, Primates, Hominidae.